Messenger RNA from Sycon ciliatum, 2111 nucleotides. RefSeq names its product putative phospholipase B-like 2. The coding region runs from base 75 to 1853 and encodes 592 amino acids. Gene Ontology annotation, cellular component: extracellular region. The record is from RefSeq and is a predicted model, not a curated record. NCBI's taxonomy places the organism in Eukaryota, Metazoa, Porifera, Calcarea, Leucosolenida, Sycettidae. The transcript has a single exon. Gene Ontology annotation, biological process: phospholipid catabolic process. Gene Ontology annotation, molecular function: glycerophospholipase activity.
UAUUUUUCUCUUCCGUUCAAGCUCAAAAACUUACUUGUGCAGUCGUGAGCUGGUUCUUGUGGGAAGCAGGCAGGAUGGUGUUCCGAGCUGGAGCGCUCCUUGCGCUUUCCUUGAUCGUUUCGUCCUGCCGCGGCGGCGAUAUCGGCACCAGUUUAGGUGACACCAGAAUUGGAAACCGAUCCGUGACGAUUGGAUCGGAGCUCGUAUCCGAGAUCGUAGCUGGGAACAAACAAAUCGUGGCCUAUCUUCAUCCCGACCCAGAGGCCAAGCAGUCGCUGACAGUGUCUUGGGGAGAGCCUGCGGACAGUUUCUGGGGAGCUGUGCAGUACGACAGCUCAAAGGCCAACUCCAGUGGUUGGUCCACGCUGCUGGUGCGAGAUAACGCCGUUCUUGGGGCUGAUGUGAGUGACCUGGAUCGCGCCCAGGUGGCUGGCUUCCUGGAGGGCCUGGUCACGGGCCAGUCGAUCUGGGACACGUACACGAACCUGAAGAUCCAGGCCUACUGCGUCAACGAGGAGGCGUACUGCGCGCGCCUGCGUGCUUUCAUGUCCGCCAACGACGCCUGGGCGCUAGGUCGCAUCGCGGCGGCGCGUAAGGAGCGCUCGGCAGACCUGCCGCUGUGGCACCAGUACGCGCUGAUCCGGGAACAGCUGGUGGGUCUGAUGCAGGGUUACAACCAGUACCAGAAAGUGAUGAACCUGCCGCAGCGCUCCCUCACGCUCGAGGACUUCAUGAUGCUGUCGUUUGGCAGCGACAUUGACACGCUGGAGUCGGCGCUGAAGCGCAAAGUCAGGGCCAGCGUGCUCGGCUCGGGCUCCUGCUCGGCCAUCGUGAAGAUUAUUGGCGACUACGAGGACGUGCUGUUCACGCACGACACCUGGACUCACUUCUACACAAUGCUGCGCGUGUACAAGCGUUAUGAGCUGCAUCAGUCCCGUGAUGGUGGCGCCCAGACCAAGGACAACCUCAUCGCCGCGUCCGUGUCGUUCUCCUCGUACCCGGGCUAUCUCCAUAGCAACGACGACUUCUACACGCUGGAGGGUGUCGACAUGGCCAUCAUGGAGACGACCAUCGGCAACUACAACCAGACGCUGUUCGACGAGAUCACGCCCGAGAGCCAACUCUACUUCUACCGCGUGCAGAUCGCCAACCGCCUGGCUCGCAACGGCGCCGAGUGGGCGCGCGCGUUUGCCCGGUACAACAGCGGCACCUACAACAACCAGUGGAUGGUGUUCGACUACAAGCAGUUCACACCCGGUCAGCCGCCGCGAGCAGGCGCCUUCACCGUCCUGGAGCAGCUACCGACUAUAGCCCACACCGAGGACAUGACCGAGUUCCUGGUGACCAACAAGCACUGGCCCAGCUACAACCUGCCGCACUUCAAGUCGGUCUUCCAGCGCGGCAACUUCCAGUCCAUGGUCGACCAGUACGGGGAUUUCUUCAGCUACGACAUGUCGCCGCGCGCCCGCAUCUUCCGCCGCGAUCACGCCAAGGUGGUGGACGUGAAGUCGCUGCAGCACCUGAUGCGCUACAACGACUUCCAGCACGACGAGUACGGCCGCUGCCAGUGCACGCCGCCGUACAGCGGGGAGAACGGCAUCGCAGCUCGCUCCGAUCUGAACCCGACGAACGGCACAUACUCAAUCCCCGCCCUCGCCCACCGCAUGCACGGCGCCACCGACUGCAAGAUCACGUCGCGCGAGCUCAUGCAGAGCGGCCAGACCUUGGCCAUCAGCGGCCCGACCAACCAGGAGCAGCCCACCUUCAAGUGGAGUACGUCCGGUGAGCCGCGCCCGGCCGGUCACCCGGACGCCUUUGACCGCGAGUUUGUCCUGAUCAAAUUUCCCCGCUAACGGUAAGUGAUGAGUGAUGUGUGAACCAUGUCCAGGCUCGUGUGCUACGAGUGUAGUAAUCACUCUCUGCUUCCCUGUAUACAAACACCUCUACUGCACUCCUUUCUCAUCAAUUUUACUGAUAGAUUUUCUUUUGCUUGCCUUUAGAGUCCUGAUUUGAUGCUUUUAGUCCUUUCCUAAUUUCCGGAAGUAACUUAUCGUUACCAAUUUUCUCUUGGUGACCGGCCUGAAGUGAAUGUAUUCGUUCGGUCCAGCCGA